Medioppia subpectinata is the source of this 555-nucleotide messenger RNA. Lineage: Eukaryota; Metazoa; Arthropoda; Arachnida; Sarcoptiformes; Oppiidae. The record is from the annotation of a GenBank genome assembly.
AUGUCUAAAGUGAUCCGUUUGAGUGCAUUGAACGGCCGAACCAAUGACUCACACCUAUUGGCGGCCAAACAUGUGUUAACCAGCGGUCAAGUGAUUGGUUUGCCGACCGAUACUAUCUAUGGUUUGGCCGUUUCGGUGCUCAACACAGCGGCCAUCAAACGGCUCUACCAACUGAAGACACGCGACGAGUCGAAGCCAAUCGCCAUAUGUGUGGCAGAUAUCGACCAAAUCGGCAAAUGGUGUGACACGACAGUCGGCUCCCAUGUGUUGCACGACUUACUUCCCGGUGCCGUCACUUUAGUCUUCAACCGAUCCGAUGGACUCAACGCUAACCUGAAUCCGGGCCACGAGUUGGUCGGCGUCCGAAUACCUGACCAUAACUUUAUACGCGAUUUGUGUCGACUCUGCGGUCCGUUGGGUCUGACGAGCGCUAACCUCAGCUCAGAGGCCAGUUGUCUGAAUGUGGAUGAAUUUCAGCACUUGUGGCCAGAGUUGGCCGCUGUGUUCGAUGGCGGACCUCUCGCAGUCAGCCUAGGCUACGCUAACCCUAGUUGA